Messenger RNA from Anopheles funestus (African malaria mosquito), 3623 nucleotides. It is a transcript of the gene Wdr33, whose product is annotated as pre-mRNA 3' end processing protein WDR33. Gene Ontology annotation, molecular function: protein binding. Gene Ontology annotation, cellular component: mRNA cleavage and polyadenylation specificity factor complex. The transcript has 7 exons. The record is from RefSeq and is a predicted model, not a curated record. NCBI's taxonomy places the organism in Eukaryota, Metazoa, Arthropoda, Insecta, Diptera, Culicidae. The coding region runs from base 661 to 3420 and encodes 919 amino acids.
CAAACGUUUGGAAAAUGGUUGGCCGCAAUAAUCACGCGUAACAUCCACUUUCUUUACCCAAAACGAAACAGGAUUAUAAACUACUGCUGAGGAAGUUAUUUAAGCCGUAGUUAAGUAAAUGUGUGCCGAUAGACUUAUAGCGAACCUAAUGCCACUAAGCUUGGGCAUCUAACGCGCAAGGAACACAAGUAACAGUGCUAACAUUUCCCGGGCUAAGCUGCGUUACUGUCGCCGUACCUUUCGCACCCUUUCGGAAGUGGUUGCAAAUUAUGCUUCAAACAUAGCGAAUCGGUUGAAAGUUAUCAUCUUGUCUUUAGUCGCACCGGAAGGGAAAGACAAAACGUUCAGAACAACCCAACACGAUUGGUGUGCAUCGCCUUGGAAGCUUGUUCUGUUCGCGUGCUAACUGGAAAAGUGAAACCCGUUCGUGUGUGUGCGUGCGUGUGUGUGUGUUUUUUUUACUCCCAAAGGGAAAUUACUAGCGGCUCACAGUAUGUGGCAGGUGCGGCGGUUUAGUCUGUAAAUAGUUGCGCAGUUACUUACCAUCCUGCCGCCAGUUAUUGGCAUUGUGUUGCUGUUUGAUAAAUUUCGGUCCAAUAACUGGUGAUAAGGUUUGGUGUGGUUGGUUUUCGGGUGUUCAUUCCACGGAAGCAAUCGAGAAUGGAGUUCUCGCAGCCACCGCCGUCAGUUGAUGCCGCACCGUCGGUACAACAUUUCGCCAACCCGCCGCCUAUCAACCGGAUCCUUAGCUACCAGCAUCCGCAACCACCGAAGCAACAGUUUAACUUUUACCACCACAAACCGUACCACCACUUCAAUGGGUUUCGUGGCGGUGGCCCCAUGUCGCAGGAUGAUUUCGAUGGCAAGCGGCUUCGGAAGUCUGUGAUGCGUAAAACGGUUGACUAUAAUGCUUCCAUCAUCAAGGCACUCGAGUGUCGCACCUGGCAACGGGAUCAUCGUGACAGACGUGCCCUGCAGCCGGAGAGCAUCUACAUUCCCGAACUGUUGCCACCGCCAAGCUACAUGGACAAUCCAAGCAAUGCGGUUACGACCCGCUUCGUGAAGACAGCUACGAACAAAAUGCGCUGUCCGAUCUUCACGCUCGCCUGGACCCCGGAAGGACGCCGAUUAAUUACUGGGGCGAGUUCCGGCGAGUUUACCCUAUGGAAUGGGCUUAUGUUUAACUUCGAAACGAUUCUACAGGCACACGAUGUGUCCGUGCGUACGAUGGUGUGGUCACACAAUGACAACUGGAUGGUAACGGGCGAUCAUGGAGGAUACGUCAAGUACUGGCAGUCGAACAUGAACAACGUGAAGAUGUUCCAGGCUCACAAGGAUCCGAUACGUGGAAUCAGUUUCAGUCCGUCGGAUUCGAAGUUUGCAAGCUGCAGCGAUGAUGGUACGGUGCGGGUGUGGGAUUUUCUACGCUGCCAGGAAGAACGAGUCCUGCGUGGACACGGUGCCGAUGUCAAGUGUGUACACUGGCACCCGCAAAAGGCACUGAUCGUGUCCGGCAGCAAAGACAACCAGCAACCGAUCAAGCUGUGGGAUCCCAAGUGUGGCCAAGCGCUCGCUACACUACAUGCCCACAAAUCGACGGUGAUGGAUUUGAAGUGGAAUGAUAAUGGUAACUGGCUGGUGACGGCUUCCCGUGACCACCUGUUGAAGUUGUUUGAUCUGCGAAAUCUCAGCGAGGAGGUACAGAUAUUCCGUGGCCACAAGAAGGAAGCGAGCGCGGUAUCGUGGCAUCCGAUACAUGAGGGUCUGUUCGCUUCUGGUGGAUCCGAUGGGUCGAUCCUUUUCUGGAACGUUGGCACCGAUAAAGAGGUUGGCAGCAUCGAUAUGGCACACGAUAGCAUCGUCUGGACGUUGGCAUGGCAUCCGCUUGGACAUAUACUCUGUUCGGGAUCGAACGAUCACACGGUAAAGUUUUGGACGCGCAAUCGUCCCGGCGAUCAGAUGCGUGACAAGUACAAUCUUAAUACGCUGCCCGCCAGCCUAGCCGGGUUGGACGAGUGCGAGCUGGAGGAACACAUCGUCAUACCGGGUAUGGGCCCGGAAGAUAAGGUGGACAUCGUGGAAAGCAUAGCCACGAAGGAGGCGGGUCCGAUUCCGGGGCUGGAUUUAAAUCUGAACAGUUUUAAUGAGAAAAUGCGCGAGAAGAAGAUACCGUACAGUAAGCCCAUCCCGCGCAACUUCCAGGCGCAGUGGAAUGAAUCGAGCAAACUGGACGAUCAUACUACCGCGGCGGAUGAGAUAAAGGAAGUGAUCUCGCAGAUCGUUGACAGCGGACCGAUGGCACCGAAGAAACCGCUGCCGACCGCCAUUUCGUUGUACGAGCGUACGAUUGCGGUGAUACCGGAUAGUCCACUGGAGCAAGCGAUUAGUGAUGGGACGGACGCCCUAAAUCGAUUCAUCGAGCACGGUGGCAUACCGGAGCUGCAUGACAUAUUCCCACCGUUGGAAGAACCGGAAGCACCAUCGAAUGGAGAUGAGGAACAACCUCCGAAACCACCUGCCAAACGAGCACGGCUCGACGUUGAACCAAAGUUCUUUUACGGUCCGCUACCGUUCAUUGUGGAUCCGCCGGAUCAAUCGCGUGAUUCAGUCCAUUCGGUAGAAGAUGCGGCGUCACGAUCGAAAGAUGAUCCCGCGUUUGAUCCGAAGCUUCCGUCGCUCUUGCAGCUGGAUGUAAAUCCACCGGUAGCCGUACAGUUCAACACGAGCGAUCCGGUAGACGUUGGGGCAAAUCGGAACAACUGGAAGGGACGGGAACGGGACAAGCAUCGGGAAAAGCGUGAUCUCGAGGAGGACAAAAAGAUCUGGAAAGAGUACAAUGAUCGCAACUGGGACGAGGAAGAUGACGAUUCGGUGAUGAUUGUGGAACCGCCAUCGUCCUCAGCUGCCAUGCGGUCCGAUACGCCCGUUAGUCAGAAUACCAACAGCAAUGGCCAGUGGAUGUCGGAGUACGAUAACGAUCUACCACCUGGACCACCGCCCGGAAUGCACGGUAUGGCACCGUGGCAGAUGGCGAACAAUGGUGGCAUGCAACAUCCGGGUGGGAUGCCACCGUUUGGAGGUGGAUUCGGCGAUGACGAUGGUGGUCGAGCGAUGGACGCAUUUAAUCUACAACGACCGCCACCACCAAUCCCGGGUGGACCGCCUCCAUUCGGUAAUCCGAAUCCAUUCGCCAUGAUGGGUGGCCAGAAUGAGGACGACGGUUGCUUUCCUAACAAUAACAAUAACAAUAAUCAUAAUGUCGGAAAUCAUAGGAACGAAUUCAAUCGGAAUGAUGAUUGGAUGCGCAACGAUGGUGGUGGAAACCACAGGGGUAACCAUCGAAAUAGAGGCGGUGGUAGAGAUUUCCGGGACGAUCGAGGCGGUCGGCGGGAUCGCGGGUUCGGAAGGCGGAGAAACUAAAAGUCGAUCGUUAAUGUGUCUCGUACCUCGUUGGAAGGUUGUACGGAUGGGACAUUGAUGUGUGAUUGUUAAAGAGGGGGGUGGUCGUUUAUUCGUAACAAAAAUAUAGCAUUUAAGAAUCAAUAUGCUAAGUUCCCUUGUACAAAUGACUGUUCCCGAUGUAGAAAAUAGAACGAAUAAAGAAGAUGAGUCUUCAUGGAUAA